Messenger RNA from Malurus melanocephalus (red-backed fairy wren), 9907 nucleotides. RefSeq names its product A-kinase anchoring protein 5 (gene AKAP5). The transcript has 2 exons. The coding region runs from base 3048 to 5696 and encodes 882 amino acids. The record is from RefSeq and is a predicted model, not a curated record. Gene Ontology annotation, cellular component: excitatory synapse; plasma membrane; dendrite membrane. Lineage: Eukaryota; Metazoa; Chordata; Aves; Passeriformes; Maluridae. Gene Ontology annotation, biological process: positive regulation of adenylate cyclase activity. Gene Ontology annotation, molecular function: adenylate cyclase binding; beta-2 adrenergic receptor binding; calmodulin binding.
UCCAUAUCUCCUCAGUUAUUCAGGAGGGGAGAAUAAUUAUAUAAAAGUUACCUGGUUGUGACACAAGCAAGAGAGAACACUUUAAAUGGGAGCGCUUGAGAUGCAUUCACAGUCUGAUAAAAUGUUCCUUUUGAUGUUAUAUUAUCCAGCCAAGGAUUUCCUGGCAGCCAGGAGGGCAGGCUCAGUUCUCUUGCAGGGGGUCAGGAGGGGUUCCCCCACUGCUGCCCAACCCCCCUGUCUGGCUGAAGGUGCCUCUUCACCUGCAGCUCCUGKGCCCAGCCUCCCCUGGAAGCAGGUUCCCAGAGCGGAUGCUGCCAAGUCUGCUGUCAGUUCCUACAUUUAAUCUUCCCUGCUACAYUGCUUUCCUGAGAGUGCUCUGUGUUCCACCUUCAUUUUAUGCUUAUGAAAGAUGGGAUAAGUGCAAAUUUAUGCUAAGAUUAGCCUCCUUUUUAGUUUAGCAUGAGAUCAUAGCCAUGUGCUUGAGAGAGAUGGUUCAAGAGGUUGCUAGUCCCCCUCCCGCAGUGAGGCACAGCACCGGAUCAGGCACGAGCUGUUGAAGGGUUUGCUACACAACAACAAAGCACAGGGGCUGAAAAAUAGCCCCGAGCAUCUCCAGAGAUUAAUGGGGAAUGUUUUYUAACCUGCACUUCCAACCUCUCUUCUCUUGCAGGAUGGAUAGAUAAAUAGGUUAUUUUUUUAACACUCUCCUUUGCRGCUAAGGGUGCCAGCUAGGUCUUGCCCUAUCAAAUAGGACACGGAGGACACUUAAUUUCUUCUAACAAAGUACUGGAUGGUUGUCUUCUCCUCCUGUUGCCUAGAGAAAAAACUGAUUAUGUACAAAUUUGUUCUCUAUGGGCUAUUUGUGGGCUCAGUGUCCUUAGCUGGUGUUACGGCCAUCCAUUCCCUGAGCUGUGCUGUUGUGAGAGCACUGCAUCACAUCCUAUAAGAAAUAACACAGAUUUAUGUUUUUAAGCGGUGCUGGAGACAAGAAAGAGGAGAAGGUGUUGCUUGGGUGACUUGUUGCACUGUCACCAGCAGUUGAGUGUGGACCCAGAAAGAAAAUGGGAUCCAGCUGGGCCAGGAUCUUCUGAGCUUACCCAACUUGUGAGCUGAUCCUUUGCUUGCCACAGACCCAUUAAAUGGUUUUUAUUUCCCUUCCCAUCUGCCCCUGGAGCACCAGCAAUAAUACAAAGUGCUCCCAAGGGGAUUGAUGGCAGCUUGCCUCCAUCACACCACCGCCUUCCCCAGGCUCAGGUUAGCCAUCCUCGCUGUCUGCUUCCCUCCCUCUUGCCUCCGACUGCAACGGGGAAAAGCUCCUUGCAUUGAAGGGGCUCACUUGGCUUUAAUAAAGAAGUGGAUCAUAAUUAUAACCCUCUACCCCCCUCAGGAGAGAAGCUGUUUCCAAAUUAAGUUUAUUAUCAUGAGUGAAUGUGAGCAAACACCUCUCCCAGGGGAGCUUUUAAAAAGGCAAUUCUUUAUGAUGCUCGAUGCACUUUUUCUGCCCCUCUAGCUGACAUUUCAACCCAGCUAACCCAUUUUGUAYCUUUUUUUUCCCCAURAAGAAGCCGAGGGAGGGGGGAGGCCAUGUGUUUUUCUAAGCCUGGCCUACACUGGAAGCCACUUGCAAGUUCAAAGUGCUGCUUUGCCCUGUUUCUCAUGUGCAAACGUGCUGUGAAGCAGUUAAUGUCUGUAAAACCUUUGUGGGCGGCAGCUCCCGUGGAGAUGAAURGGGAUGUUUGGGCAUCUCAACUAGUUUCCUGUAGUUCAUCAGCGGCACUGGGUUCUCCUUUUUUCUGGAGGCUCUCCCAUCAAUCAUCGCAGCUGGAGAUGUGAUUUUUUUUUAAAGUCAGAUCUCCGCUGCUUUGGGGAGAAAAAAGGUUCAUGUGAAAGAGGCAUUUUCKCUAUGGUUUUGGCAUGGUUAAAGGCAAGAGCUGGCUGUCCUUACAUCCCCCUCCAAAGGUGUAGCUCCUGCAGCACUCCCAGUAGCGAGUGCUGAAAGCUGUUAAGGUUUCAGGUGGGACACAAAAAACAGCUGCCAAGAGCGAGAUCCCCUUUCUUUCCCAUGAAAACCCCAGGGUCCCUCCUCCCUGCGGGGUGUGCUCCCGGCUCCUUUACAGUGCCUCCUGCUGCCAUCGGGAUCCAAACUAYAACCCACAGCUCCAUUUCGGAGAGCACCUUCACCUCGAGCUGAACUUGGUGUUUUUCGUGCCUGUGCACAGCCUGGGAGGGGACGGAAGGUCGCUCUGGCAGCGGGCGAGGGCUCCUGCCCCUCCAGGAGGGAUGCUGCCCGCGGGAAGAGCGGUGCUACCCCGCUGCAGGGCGGGACGCUCCCCCGCCAGAAGAAAGGGAUGCUGAGCGGCGAGCUGGGAGAGAUGCUUUCCCUUCGGAGGAAGCAGGCGGCGAGCAGAUAAGAGAUGAAAGCCUGGGUCAUGCUUUGCAGCAAAUUUCAUGUAACACGCAAGGGGAGCUGAAGCAGAAACCAAAGCCAAGGCAAAGCAGCGUCUGACCUUGUCACUGGGGGGCAGAAAACAGCCGCUGGUUCCACUGGUGCUGCAAUCAAGCUCCCUGGGCAAUAUGGAACUGCAGAGAGCUCACAAAGUGCAAGGUCCGUGGGGUGAAUAAAAAUUGUUAACUCUUGGCUUGAUUUGUCAUCCUUUGGGGGAAAAAAAAAAAAAAAAAGGUAUAUCAGACUGGCCAUUAUUGAGUGGUUGCUGUUAGACCAAACACGACUGGAAGCGGGUUUUUCUGGAGAUGAGAGUGGCUGAGGCCAGCAAAGCCAAGGAGAAGCCUGUUCAGCUCCACGUCUGCCCGGGAUUCCUCGGAGAGGUGAUAAAGUGAGUAAUAAGGCGAAGUGGGAGUCAUCAAGCGGAUGCGACAGCUCCAGCAGAACUUCUUCUCACCGCCACACACGCUCGUUACAAAGCAGCUAACUUUAUUUGGAAAUCUAUUUGAGGAAAAAAAUGCACUUUGAGCAUCUCUGCAGUUCUUGUGUCUGAGGCAUUGAUCAGGAAAAUCGGCAGCACAGCGCCAACGAAGGAGAAGAGGAUAUGGUGAAGGCAGCUAAGGAAAUUCAAAUGGAGAGCCCAAGAGAGGCAGAGACUCCCAGCACAGGAGCCACGUGUUCCCCACCAGAGGAACAAGCAGAAAAACCCUCCAUGCUCUGUUUUAAGAAGCGGAAGAAGUCCUGUAAGAAGGGGUUGACUGUGAAGGAUGCGUGUGAAGGAGCCUCAGAGGAGAAAAGCCAAUGUGUCAGCACUGACCAAGAGGAGSCAAAAGGUUCUGAUCCAUCACAAUCCUCCAAAGGAGCCUGGGCAGCCAUCAAAAACCUUACCAGGCCUCGGAGAAGGCAGAAAUCCUCCUCACGAAAGAAGGUGCCCUCCGAGUCCCAAGUACAGCUGGAGGUGGAUGCUGAGGAGAGCUGUGCACAAGACAUCCCAAAGAAACGGGCCAGCUCUGGGGUGAAGAUGCCCUGCGUGAGGUUCUCCAGAGGCAAGAAAAAACCCAGCCCCUCGGAAGCUGUGGAGGAGGCAGAGGGCAGUGCUCAGGCAAAUGAAGUGAUGGAUGUUUUGAAUAAGGCCAGCGAAGAGCCAGGGGAUUUGGCCCCCCAGGACAAACCUGAAUCCUUCAGCCCAGUGUCUGCAGAGGAGGAGCAGGAUACAGUGAAAGGGGACCAGGAUACUGUAAAGGAAGGUGACACCUCUGUUGGGAAGAGUGAGCCCUUGACAGAGCCCACACCUGAUGCAGAGGAACAUUCAGAGUGCACGGUUCAGACAGAGAUAACUGAUUCAGAGACUGUUGGUGAAACAGCCCAGGACAAACUGCAGGAGGGGAGCCUACCCCAAACCACUGACCAUGUGGAUGGCAGGGAAGGUCCUCCUGAAGAGCCUGUUUCCAAUGAUCAGCACGAUGACACCCCUGAAAUCACACUGUGGCAGGAAAUCCCCAAUACCUGCGAAGAGACGCCUGAAAGGGAUGAGUUGGAAGAGAGUGUAAAUCUUCCUGAGGAGAGCAAAGCCGAGGAGACUGAUUUCAGUGAGCUGGAAUCUGGAGGUGAUGCAGCAAGAGUGCAGGAUGCAGUGAGUGUGAAGGAUGCAGUGAGUGUGCAAGAGGCAGCAAAUGUCCAGGACGCAGUGAGUGUGAAGGAUGCAGUGAGUGUGAAAGAGGCAGCAAGUGUGCAGGAUGCAGCGAGUGUGAAGGAUGCAGUGAGUGUGCAAGAGGCAGCAAGUGUAAAGGAUGCAGUGAGUGUGCAGGAUGGAACAAGUGUGCAGGCGUCUGCAAAUGUGCAAGAGGUAAUAAGUGUACAGGAGGCUGUGAGUGUGCAAGAUGCAUCAAGUGUGCAAGAUACAGUGAGUGUGAAAGAUGCAGUGAAUGUGCAGGAUGCCACAAGUGUGCAGGAGGCAGCCAGUGUGACGGAUGCAUCAAGUGUGCAGGAUACGGUGAGUGUGAAAGAUGCAAUGAAUGUGCAGGAUACCAUGAGUGUGCAGGAGGCAGUGAGUGUGAAGGAUGCAGUGAGUGUACAAGAUGCAGCAACUGUGCAGGAGGCAGCAAGUGUGCAGGAUGCCAAAAGUGUGCAGGAGGCAGUGAGUGUAAAAGAAGCAGYGAGUGUGCAAGAUGCAUCAAGUGUGGAGGAUACAUCAAGUGUGCAGGAGGCAGUGAGUGUACAGGAGACAGCAAGGUUCCAAGAGGAGAGUGUCCAGGAUGCAGUGAGUGUGAAGGAUGCAGCGAGUGUGCAGGAGGCAGUGAGUGUAAAAGAGGCAGCGAGUGUGCAGGAUGGAGCAAGCAUGGAGGAUACAGUGAGUGUGCAGGAUGCAGCAAAUGUGCAGGAUACCACAAGUGUGCAAGAGGCAGCAAGUGUGCAGGAUGCAGUGAGUGUGAAAGAGGCCGUGAGUGUGAAAGAUGCAGUGAGUGUGAAAGAGGCAGUGAGUGCACAGGAGGCUACGAGUGUGCAGGAUGCAUCAAGUGUGAAGGAUGCAGCGAAUGUGCAGGAGGCUGUUAGUGUGCAGGAUACAGUGAGUGUACAGGAUGCCACAAGUGUGCAAGAUGCAGUGAGUGUGAAAGAGGCAGCGAGUGUGCAGGAUGCCAYGAGUGUACAGGAGGCUGUGAGUGUGCAGGAUACAGUGAGUGUGCAAGAUGCAGCGAGUGUGAAAGAGGCAGCGAGUAUGCAGGAUACAGCGGGUGUGCAGGAUKCCACGAGUGUGCAGGAUACAGUGAGUGUGCAGGAUACAGUGAGAGUGCAGGAAGCCACAAGUGUGCAGGAGGCAGUGAGUGUGCAGGAUGCCACGAGUGUGCAGGAUGCCACGAGUGUGCAGGAAUGCUCCAGCCAUCAGGUGUUAGAAGCAAACACGGCUGCCGGCGUUAGCAUUGUCAUCACCAUCACCGAAGCUGAGGACUCCGACAACACCGACUCUGACCAGGCCUACGAGCCAUCCCCAGUUUUGCACCAAAAAAAGCAAAAAGGGAAUAAAAAAUCGAACAGGAGUGCUGACGUUGGUACAAAAGAGGGCCCCGAGGCUGGUGGCGGUCCCCAGGCRGAGGAGAAAGGUCUGGGUGACCAGGGGCACAGGACUGGGGAGCAGUACGAGCUGCUCCUCGUAGAAACYGCCUCUUCCCUUGUGAAGGCGGCCAUUCAGUCCUCCAUAGAGCAGCUGGUCAACGAAAUGGCCCUGGAACAGAACAAACACAACAGCUUUCUGUGAUGGCAGCCUUGGCCCUGAGAGGAAGAGCAGAGGGAGUGAUUUAAAGCUCCGUUUGGCCUGCRGGGUGUGCGGAGAACUGGGAGAGCUCCCGGGGCCGCGGUGUAGUCAAUUCUGCAUGCCCGUUCAGUUGUGUGUCCAUGUGAAUCGGAUCCUGGGGYGUGGGCASACCCUGCUGAGCRCAGCCCUGGGGCUUCAGACAGYGCCACUGACCACAGCUGCGGAAAAAUUAAGGUGUUACAGUGACUGUAUUUCCACUUUUUGGCAUAUUUAUGUCAAGACCGCGUUUCUGCCGUCACCCAUGCCCGGUUUGCCGCUGUUGAUGCGGUAGAUCUGUACAUACCAAGMGCUUGGAGAAAGGUCCUGAGAGGCAGCGAGCGCCCGACCUGCUGCGGGUCUGGAUUUGGGGCGCGUUGGAACUGCUGGAGCUUUGCUUGCUGGGGUUUGAUUGCAGAUGAGGGAGAGUGAAGUGUCUGCAAUGCUAACAUGAAAACACCCGUGCCAGGCUGRUGCUCAGCGCUGUCAUCGGGCCCUCGCCCAGCACGGGCGUCAGGAGUCUCUGCUGUCGCAUCAAGCCGGCGGCUCCCAGCGAGCGCUCCCCCUUCACUCGGCUUCUCCCCCCGCCACCAACAGUCUGCGCCUCUCCAGACAUGUUAAAGCUCAGCAUCAGCCUCGCCUUGCUGACCCCGAGCUGCGCGAAUGCCGAGAGAGAGAGACGGCGCUGCGUUUGCUGGGGGUGCCUUUCUCGCACCAUUAAACUCAGCGGGCAGAAUCGCCUGCGGCAUCMCGGGCGUGGGCCGGGCGGGAGCAGCCCUGCUGCAGACAGCUCCUCUCCUCCCUCGCCUUCCUCCGUCCCCGUCCCGGUGUCGUGSUGAAGCUCUCCUCAGAUGUAGCAUAUUUUUUUAUACAUGGCAUGCGAUAUAAAUAGCAGUGAGCUGCAUGCGUGUUAGCAGUCAGCAUACUUGGGGAAGCUGCAAUGUGCUGCCGGCGCUGGGAUCGCUUUGAUUUGGUCUGAGUGCUGGCGGCAGGCUGUCCCGCAGCGCUCCCCGCUAUCCGCACAGCCCUCCUGCCUUCCCCCAGCCCAGGAAUCCCUUGGGAAUCGCGCAUUACGCCCGGCUCGCUGCCACCAGCCUCUGGCACGCCAUGCAGCUCGCUCUGAAACACGCAGGGAAACGCUGGAGCAAUCUCACCAAAGUCCUCAAGGGAAAAAAUCCAGACAUGAGGGCCUGAGGACAUGGCUGGAAAACGCCUGGACAAGCCUAUUGCUGGCAAAUCCCACCUGCCCUGCUCCGAGGGGUUUUGCACCGGCUCUCCAGGAGAAAGGGGCCUUUUAAUAAAAUGGGAUUGCAUCUGCGUGGCUGGGAUUUGUGUCCAUCUGUGGGCAAGGCAGYGUGCUCCUCUGAGAAAAUUCUCCUGCGUGUUCCUCAGCCGCUACAGAAAUAGCAGCCGCGCUUGGCAAUUGCUCACUGACCAUGGGCGGUGCGCUGAGAUUUCCCUUCCCGGCGAGGGAUUUGGAUUCCUGCUAAAAUACAAGGGCUGUACCUGUCCCUCGUACCUGGUGCACAGCCACGUUUUAAACCUKGACAAAACAUCUCCGUUGUCACGAGAGGACUGAGAGCAGCAAGAGACAGCGCUCAUUUCUGUGCAGUAAAACUUGAGAAAAAAAAACCAGAGGAUGGUAAAGAAAAAAAAAGUGUCAUUUCUUUUCCUGUGAAUUUGUUGAUUAAGUUAUCAGCUGCUGAUAAUUCAGUGUGUACAGUUUAAUGGCUUUGUACUUCAUACUGGUCCUUCCAGGUAUUUUGCCAUAGUUUUGAAAGGGAAUUUUAAAGACUUUAGAUGUACCUUUGGAGCUGCCACAGCACCCCAGGAAGAGCCAUCCUGAGGCUGGGGUUGCUUAUGGGAUUUCACUGGGCACUGUGGCAGGCUGGUGCUGAGCAAAGGGCUGCAGCAUUGCUGUGGGACCCCACUGGAGUCAGCCACAGAGGAGGAUGUCCAAGCUUUAGUUAAUAAACACGAAAUUAUCCCACGGAGCCAGGCUGUCAUCUUCUGUCAGCCUGCUAAGCUGUUUUGGGGAGGAUUUCRUGUUAUUUCAGUAUUGCCUUUUAGGCAAAACACGUCUUCAAAAGAGGAGGAGAAUGGCAGAAAUGCUUAGUCCAGCCCUKCCCUGCCUUGCUCCGUGUCAGGGGGUUGGGUUUGCAUCCUCUCUUGUAGCUGUUUUUUCCUCUGUUACAGCUGUACAUAGAACUGAUGAUUAUUUCAUUAAAGCUGAAUGUACCUGUUGUUUUCUUGCCUUGUGAUUGAGUGGGCAGCUAUGGAGAGAUUUUACAUGUGAAAGGAUUAACUCACAGUGGUGCUCCAUUGUGUCCAGCUUUUUCAGGCAGUCAUACAGUGAGCAGAGAGAAAUCUUAAUGUUGGUGGCAGACCCCAAUUCUUUGGAGGUUUGCUYCUCCUCUGCCCUUUCUAUGACAUUUCCUUUCGGUUGCUGGUCAAUCACUUCCACCCUGGCUGCCCAGGGACUGCUGUAAGGAAUUUGGGAUGGAUCACAAAUCUCUGGCAGCUAAAAAAAGCCAUCCUGUUGWCCCAUGGUUAAAUAUCCUAUUAGCUGCCCCAUGGCACCAGAGGAAAAUAUCUGAGGCUUCACAGACUGACGGGGUCAAACCCCACUGCCCGUGGAAUGGCASAGCUCUGAUUCCAUGCAGGUGGUGUGGUUUCUCUGUGAGCUGCUGGCUCGUGCUUCCUGCUCCCAAGGCUUGGGAUUGCUGUUUCCAGGUGCACAGUUUGGUGCUGGACAGGGUUCAGGAUGGGGCUGGCAUUUUGGGAGGGGGAGCAGUAUGUUUGGUGCUUCAGCACUUUCUGUGACAGCUCAAAUGGGCUCCACACCCUAAUUAAUUUUUUUUUCUUUUUUCUAAUAACAUCUUUCAUGUAAUUUCUUGAGACACUUUAAAACAUACAGAAAAUACAGGGGAAARAAGUUAUACAUUAUUAAUAGUAUUAAUACUAUUUAUUCUUUCAGGUUUACAGAACAAAAUAUAGGCUCAUAUCAGCUGCUAAUGACUUAAUUAAGACUCUCUACUCCUUCCUUAUGAUUAGAGAGUAGAACAUUAAUAAAACAUUUAUUCUUUCAGAGAAGGMAUGAUAAAUCUACUAUUGUGAAGGAGUGCCGGGGCCAGGAAACCUGUGAGGAUGUGGCUGUGUGUUUGUGCCAGAGCACCAAAGGGUGGCCUGGCUUUAGAACCAUCUCCCUCACCGACAGCUAAGAGAAUCUGAAAUUAUCAUAAAAUCAUGGGAUUGUUUAGGUUGGAAUAGACCUUUAGGAUCACCCAGCACUGCCAAGGCCACUAAACCAUGUCCCCAGGAGCCACAUCUACACAUCUUUUAAAUCCCUCCMGGGAUGGUGACCCCACCACCGUCCUGGGCAGCCUGUUCCAAAGCUGGACAUUCCUCUCAGGGAAGAAAUUUUUCUUGAUAUCAAAUCAUUUUUAUAGCCCCAUUCAGAUUGCUUCUGAACUGCCUGGCUCCUURCCCAAAAAUUCGUUGCUUGCUGCCCUCUGACUUGUGGAAGUGGUUCUUCUGCUGACCCCACAGGUUGUGCUGCUGCUUUUGUCCCAGAUUUUUCCAGCGCUCUCCUCAGUGGGGACAAUUCAGCUCUAAGUCCAACAACUUCCCUAUCCCUGCUUUGCUGUGUCGUUUUGAGUAUUUUCAUCUCCCACAGCUUUUUUAUAUUAGCAGCAAAGAAAAGGGUGUUUAAAUAGUAUAACUCAUUCCCAGAAAGGCUUUCAGGAGGAUAAAAAGCUUUUCUGUUGUGUCAACACUGAGCCCAGCAGAAAACAAGUGUAUCCAUUGAAAAGUUCCUUGUGGAAAUCGCCAGUAGACAAUGAUGGCACAAGCAAAUAUUGCAUUUUCUUUCCUGCCCUGGGACACCAAAAAUGGAUUAGAAAUGCACAGGGCUGGAUCUCCAGCUGCUGAAGAUCACAGCAGCUCUGUAGGCAUCGAAGGACUGACUCUACAGCAGCCAGGAAGUGUUUGGUGUUUGAGCCCAAGGUGCAAUCCCUGCAUAAAUGAUGGACAUUCUCAUAUGUGUCAUGUAUAAAAGUGAAGAUGCGGUUGUGGGGGGGUUUUGUUGUUGUUUUUGUGGGGGUUUUUUUCCACAAAUGUAUGUAAGAAAUAGAGUAAAUUAAUGAAAUAUAUGUGAAUCUUGGUUUGCACUUCGGAUG